GUGAUCCUGGACGUCACCAAGACAGAGAGCAUCUCUGCGGCCGCCCAGUGGGUGAAGGAACGUGUGGGGGACAGAGGACUCUGGGGCCUGGUGAAUAAUGCGGGCAUCUCUGUGCCCACGGCACCCAAUGAGUGGCUGACCAGGCGUGACUUCAUGAAGAUACUUGACGUGAACCUGUUGGGGUUGUUGGAGGUGACGCUGAGCCUGCUGUCCCUAGUGAGGAAGGCGAGGGGCCGCGUGGUCAAUGUCUCCAGCAUCAUGGGCCGGCUGUCCCUUUUUGGUGGGGGCUACUGCAUCUCCAAGUAUGGCGUCGAGGCCUUCUCGGACUCCCUCAGGAGGGAGCUCUCCUACUUUGGAGUGAAGGUAGCUAUGAUCGAGCCUGGUUACUUC
Molecule: messenger RNA, 390 nt
Organism: Leptonychotes weddellii (Weddell seal)
Lineage: Eukaryota; Metazoa; Chordata; Mammalia; Carnivora; Phocidae
Source: RefSeq, a predicted model, not a curated record